Molecule: messenger RNA, 1678 nt
Organism: Cicer arietinum (chickpea)
Lineage: Eukaryota; Viridiplantae; Streptophyta; Magnoliopsida; Fabales; Fabaceae
Product: putative ABC1 protein At2g40090
Biological process (GO): mitochondrion organization; lipid homeostasis
Cellular component (GO): mitochondrial inner membrane
Source: RefSeq, a predicted model, not a curated record
CACAACUACUUCACCCGUUUUAUUUAUUUUUCACUUUCCAAUUUCACGCAUGGGCUUGUUAUGGCGCGCAGGCACCAAGCUAUCUAUACUAGCAUCCGCCAUCGGCGGCGGCACCGCGGCGGCGCUCAUUGCCACCUCCGACGACCCCGCAACAGCCCUCAAGCUCUCCACAUCCAUCCCCCGUCGCCUCUUUGACGAUGCCAUCGCUGCCGCCAACAUUGUUUUCGAUUAUGAAUAUUCACUGUGGGGAAUCCCGGAAGGGAGUAGUGAGAGGGAGAAAAUCAAGCAUGAAGUUCAUCUCCGUUCAGCGCAAAAACUUCGAGACCUGUGUUUUAAGAAUGGAGGGAUUUAUAUAAAGCUUGGACAACAUCUUGGGCAAUUGGAAUACUUAGUUCCUCAAGAAUAUGUUCAGACCAUGAGGGAGUCCAUGCUAAAUAAAUGCCCGGUUUCUUCAUAUGAACAAAUAUGUGAUGUAUUCAAGAAAGAGCUUGGAGACACACCAGAUAAAAUAUUUUCUGAGUUUGAUCCAGUUCCAAUAGCAAGUGCUUCCCUUGCACAAGUUCAUGUAGCUCGCACACAUGAUGGCCAGAAAGUUGCUGUGAAGGUCCAACAUACUCACAUGACUGAAACUGCGGCUGCUGAUCAAGCCACUGUAGAAUUGAUUGUGAACACUCUGCAUAAUUUUUUUCCUAGUUUUGAUUAUAGGUGGUUGAUUGAUGAGAUUAGAGAGAGUUUACCCAAUGAAUUGAACUUUUUAAGUGAGGCAAAGAACAGUGAGAGGUGUUUGGAGAACUUCCGCAAGUUGUCUCCUCAUAUUGCAAAUUAUGUAUAUGCACCAAAAGUAUAUUGGAAUCUGAGUACCUCAAAGCUGCUUACAAUGGAAUACAUGGAUGGCGCUUAUAUAAAUGAUGUGAAGGCCAUCAAGAAACUAGGGAUCCAUCCACACGAACUUUCAAUAUUGGUUAGUCAAACUUUUGCUGAAAUGAUGUUCAAGCAUGGGUUUGUACACUGUGAUCCACAUGCUGCUAAUUUAUUGGUUCGCCCAUUGCCUUCCAGCAAUGCUAGUUUUUUGGGCUGGAGAAAACCACAGUUGAUUCUUUUAGACCAUGGACUCUAUAAAGAGCUUGACUUUGAUACAAGAACUAAUUAUGCUGCACUAUGGAAGGCGCUGAUAUUUGCUGAUGCAAAUGCAAUCAAGAAAUACAGUACAAAGUUGGGUGCUGGGGAGGAUUUAUAUGCGCUUUUUGCUGGAGUUCUAACAAUGAGACCUUGGAAUAGAGUUGUUGACCCAUCCAUGGAUCAUUUAGUUAUACAGGGAAGUGAGAGUGACCGUUCAGAACUGCAGAUGUAUGCUUCUGAAUAUUUCCAUGAAAUCUCGGAGCUUCUAAGGAGAUUACCACGUGUGAUUCUUCUAAUGAUGAAGACAAACGACUGUUUACGGGCAGUCAACAAUACGCUGUUACAGGGAUCAUCUCUGGAGACAUUUUUAAUCAUUGGAAAGGUUUCUUCUGAGGCUGUCAUUGAAGCAAAAAUGUCACAAAGCAAAUCACUUUUAACUUGGUUUAACGUGAAAUUGGAUAAGAUUUUGCUGGAAAUACGGCUUUGGGGAAUGCAAACGGCCUUGUGGCUUUUACAACUGAGGAAGGUGUUGUCUUGGUCUCACAAAGCAUCAUAAAAA